CCUGUUCUAACUGCCGGAGCAGAGAAGCAGGAGCGGCGAGAAAGCAGAGGCCCAGAGGCGACCGCUGCCAACCAUCCUCGUCCCCCCACGACGGGCAGAGAGCCCACCGUCGCCAUGACAGAGAAGACCCCGGAGACCCACCUGGAGGAGGAGGAGGAAGACCAACUGGAUGGCCAACUCAACUACAGGCCGCCCCCGCAGAAGUCCCUGAAGGAGCUGCAGGAGAUGGACAAGGACGACGAAAGUCUGGCCAAGUACAAGAAGACCCUGCUGGGGGACGGGCCCGUCCUGGCAGACCCCAACGCCCCCAACGUGACAGUGACCCGCCUCACCUUGGUGUGCGACACGGCCCCCGGACCCAUCACCAUGGACCUAACCGGAGACCUGGAGGCCCUAAAGAAGGAGACCUUCGUUCUCAAGGAAGGCGUGGAAUACAGAGUCAAAAUCCACUUCAAAGUCAACAAGGACAUCGUGUCCGGCCUGAAGUACGUGCAGCAUACCUACCGGACGGGGGUGAAAGUGGACAAAGCGACGUUCAUGGUGGGCAGCUACGGCCCGCGGCCCCAGGAGUACGAGUUCCUGACCCCGCCUGAGGAGGCCCCGAAGGGCAUGCUGGCUCGGGGCACCUAUCACAACAAGUCUUUCUUCACCGACGACGACAAGCACGACCACCUCACUUGGGAGUGGAACCUGUCCAUCAAAAAGGAGUGGACCGAGUGAGCCUCCCGGCUGCCCUCUCCCAGCCCCUCCCGCCUCCUGUCUGUCCGGGGACUCCGGCCGUGUCCCCCCGCCAGCCCAGCUCUGCUGCCCUUCCUCUUCCUCCUUCUCCUCCUCCUCUGGACCUUGGCCCAACCCCUCUUCCUGCUGCCUCUGGCCCUGUCCACCCCCCAACUCGCCCUCUGGCCCAGCCUAAAAGCCCUCCUCGUCCACUCUGCCAAGAGGCCCGGAGACCCACCCAGACUCGCCCCGUGAGCUGCCCCCUGCCCGGAGCGGAUCUCUGACCGCUCCUCGAUGUUGGCCAACCUUGCCCGAGGUCCCUCAUCCCCUUCCCCGACACUGCCUUUCCUCCUGCCCCGCAGCGAGCAGGGCUCAAGGAAGACUCAAAUCCGCCCUCCACCUAAUCCCCUGGCAUCCAAGCCCUCCUGGGGCCCUCCACGUGUGCCCAAGGUGAAUAGACACCCCUGUCUGAGCUUUUCUCAGUUCGGGGGCUCAACUAUCCCCCUUCUCCCUUCUCCCAGCCCUCCGGUAGGGACCGCCUCUAUAUGUUGCCGACUUGUACUUCCCAAGCGCUUAGUCCAGUGCUCUGCACACCAUAAGCGCUCAAUAAAUACGAUUGAAUGAAUGAAUGAAUUGGCUCCCUCCAAGACCAAAGACGGAAAAUCAUCCACCAAUCAAUCAAUCAAUCACUCUUGUACAGCUGUUCAUCCCUGCCACCCCGGAUCCCUGAGAGCCGCUUAGUGGAAAGAGCCCGGGGUCUGGGAAUGGGAGGACCUGGGUUCUAAUCCCGGCUCCACCAAUCGCCUGCCGUGUGACCUUGGGCAAGUCACUUCACUUCUCUUGGUCUCCGUUGCCUCAGCCAUGAAACGGGGGUUCAAUCCUACUUCGUCCUACUUAGGCAGUGAGCCCCAUGUGAGAUAGGGACUGUGUAGCUCUCGGAUUUAGCUCAGAGCUUAGUACAGAGCU
Messenger RNA from Tachyglossus aculeatus (Australian echidna), 1683 nucleotides. It is a transcript of the gene ARHGDIB, whose product is annotated as Rho GDP dissociation inhibitor beta. The transcript is spliced from 6 exons. Bases 115 to 720 code for a protein of 201 amino acids. Gene Ontology annotation, molecular function: protein binding; Rho GDP-dissociation inhibitor activity. Gene Ontology annotation, cellular component: cytosol; membrane; cytoplasm. Gene Ontology annotation, biological process: Rho protein signal transduction. The record is from RefSeq and is a predicted model, not a curated record. Lineage: Eukaryota; Metazoa; Chordata; Mammalia; Monotremata; Tachyglossidae.